AUGGCGGACGAAGUUAUUAAUUUUCGUGUCCUUACAGAAGACGAGAAGAAAAAACUUGAUGACGAUAGCAAGAUCGUGUCAGAAUUUAAGCAGAAUAAGCUAGAAAAAGAAGCCCAAAAAAAUUGGGAUUUAUUUUAUAAGAGAAACGCCACAAACUUUUUCAAAGACAGACACUGGACCACUGCAGAAUUUAAAGAGCUGUUAUUUGACGGUAGAAAUAGUGAGUCAGAUAUUGAUACAAGCAAAGUUUUAUUGGAGGCUGGAUGUGGAGUUGGAAAUCUGUUCUACCCAUUACUUGAGGAAAUCCCAAAUCUCUUCAUUCAUGCAUGUGAUUUUUCAAAAAGAGCCAUUGAUUUUGUGAAGGAACAUCCCACAUUUAGUGAAGAAAAAGUAAAUGCCUUCCAUUGUGACCUAACAGUGGAUGCUUUGGAGUCCCAUGUGUUAAAAUGUAGUGUGGACAUUGCAACUUUGGUGUUUGUCCUGUCUGCUGUCCAUCCAGAUAAAAUGUUGACUGUUCUUCAUAAUAUAAUACAGGUUCUCAAGCCAGGUGGAUUGCUGUUCUUUCGUGAUUAUGGGUUAUACGACCACGCCAUGUUAAGAUUUAGUCCUGCUAACAAGCUGUCAGUUAACUUUUAUGUCAGACAAGAUGGCACCAGAGCUUAUUAUUUUUCAAAAGAUUUGGUUGAGAAGCUUUUCCACCAGGCUGGAUUUGAAACAUUAGUCAGUGAUUAUGCUCACAGGAGGACAGUUAAUAAAAAAGAAGGAGUUGAUGUUCCAAGGAUAUUUGUACAAGCUAAAUUUAGAAAACCAGGAAAGCCUGGAUGAGGUACUUCCAUGACCCUAGUCACUGGGAUGUAUCGCAAAUGAGCUGAGAUAGCCAGUUGUGGUCAACAUCAAGAGAACUGUCUAGAAAUAAUGAAGAGAGUUUAAGAGAAGGCUUUCUAGCUUGAUCAUGGGCUGCCUGUUGACUUUGGAUUACCAACACAGGGCAAUCAUAAGGCUAGACACCACAAGUCUUUGAAUUUGUGAUAGCAAUGACCAACAAACAUUGAAGAAUUCAAGGCAAUGAUUCUUAGAUAUCAUUAAAUAAGCUAGGACUCCUCAAACUAAUAUGCUUCACAAAAAAUAGCUGUAAGUGCUUUAUACAUUUCUGGAGCAAUUGCUUCCAAAAGUCUUUGAGCUUCAAAGGUUACAAAAAACAUAAAUACAUUCAUCAGAACCUUUCUCAUUAUAUAGUUGACUAACUGAGCAAAUUAUAGGUUUCCCCCUCACGAAAAAAA
Messenger RNA from Stylophora pistillata, 1280 nucleotides. Its product is annotated as tRNA N(3)-cytidine methyltransferase METTL6. Lineage: Eukaryota; Metazoa; Cnidaria; Anthozoa; Scleractinia; Pocilloporidae. The record is from RefSeq and is a predicted model, not a curated record.